This is a messenger RNA of Tetranychus urticae (two-spotted spider mite), 2812 nucleotides long. RefSeq lists its product as uncharacterized. NCBI's taxonomy places the organism in Eukaryota, Metazoa, Arthropoda, Arachnida, Trombidiformes, Tetranychidae. Gene Ontology annotation, molecular function: protein binding; serine-type endopeptidase inhibitor activity. The record is from RefSeq and is a predicted model, not a curated record.
UGAUUGUUAGCUUUUAAAUUAAUAUUUUUCAACAAAUUUCCAGAAUUUAUUCAAAUAAAAUGAUAUAUAAAGUGUUAAUCUCUUUUUAUACUCAAUGUUAUUUACUGUGUUAUGACAAACGUGGUUUAAGAGGCUUUCCCAUUAUGAUAAAUGUAUUUUGAAUCCUUCUCAUUACUAUUGUGUGCUAUUAUUUCAUCUUUACUCAUCUUCUGCCUUCCUCUUUAUCAUUUGCCAUCAUCAUUAUCAUCACCAUCAUCAUCUUCUUGGUCAUUCAUGUUUCUCUUCUCCUUGGCAAACUAAUUUAUAUUUUAUUUGUUUUUACCUUUAUUAUUUGGCUUUAUUGUAACAUUAGUAUUGUUAUUUAUGUGCUUUCACCAAUAUCUCAACGUAAUGGAGGAAUCUCUUUGUUUUCACCAACCCUGUUUUAAUUUUAGAUGUUCAAUCAUUUCAGAAUCUGUUUAUUUCUUUACUUCACGAUCAUUCAGUGAACAUUAGUUGACAAUCAAUUGAUUUAAAAUUUAAUCUUGUUCUACGUAAGAAUAAUCUUUCAAUUAGAUUGGUCUAUUAGAUUAUGUUACCCUUUACUUUUUGUACCAAUGGAACUUUAGUGAAGUGUCUCUAAUGGAAUGAAAUUCAGUACAAGUUGAAGUUUUUUUUGUUGAUUACAUUCGAAAAUUAAACAUCUCUUGUAAUAUUGAGAGAUGAAUUACAUCCUUCAAUCCAUUAAAUUGCAUAAUUCAUGAGCAAUUCACUCAAGUUUACCAUGUACGAUGUAACUUGUUAUAUUCUCAGUUUUAUAAUUGGCCUUUUAGUUUCAACAAAAUGGAUAAUUUUUCCUCAUUCAGGCUUCUGAGAGCUCGCUAGUUAAUUUACCUUGAAAUUGUAUGUCAAUUGACCUCAAUAGGGAUGAUUGUGUGAUAAAAGUUGAUUUGCACAAGUGUAAGAAAAAGGUUGGCGGAGAGUAAACUUUCAGCAAAUGUUGCCAGUUGUGCCAGUUGUGGCUCAUUUGAUGCCUUAUUUGAUUCCUAAGCUAACCAACAUGUGAAGGCUGAAUUUGGAUUCGCGUUGAUGUCACCCUGAAAAGUUGGUCAAUAAUGGAAAUAAAUUUCUGUAAAAAUUAGCAUUGAUGAAGUAAGGCCGAGACAAGGAAGACAAGGCGAAAGAAACAAUUGACACAAAAAUAUGGAAAUAUCGCACAAGAAUGAGAGUUUACAUGAUAACAAAAGAUGCAAACAAGGUUUUUCCGUUGACAAAAUGAAAGCCCAAAUAUCCGGUUCUUGUUAAGCUGUAAACACCAAAAAGAGCAAAAAUUAUGAGACAGAUGAAAGUGAGAAGCAAGCCACAGGAAAUACUGUGAGAAGAAAGGAGAGGGGAAAAGAGAGGAGAGAAAGAAGCGAAAGAGAAAUUGAAAGUAAUAUUUUUAAAAAAGAGAGGUAAACUCUUUUUUUAAGGAGAAAGAUAGCUUUUUGUUUCAUCUGGUAAUUUCAAUUUUCAGCUUCUUACAUCUCUUACUUGUCUCUCCUCCUUAUUCUCCUCCUCCUCCUUAUUCUCACUUGGAUCGUUAUUACCAUCAACACAGUUUUAACAUAGUCUCACUCGGGAUUAGAAAUAAUUACCUUUCUGUUUAAACUGGUUAACUUGUUUAGUUGGUAGUGAAAUAGUUACAAACUGCUGUCCCAUCUAGGCUCAAAUUUUCACCGAAAUGAUUUAUCAACACUUGCUGACAAUUCCAUUACUCUUUUCAUUUGCUGCUUCAACGUCCAUUUCAGGUCCAGCAAAUUGUGAGAACUGUCCUGAAUUGAAAUUCACUCAUCAUUAUGCUGCUCGUGGAUGUAAUCCUAUUUUAAGGGUUGGAUGCCCGAAUUGCGUUGAACGGUUUGAAUGUCCAUCCAUUCAGAGAGAAGCAAACAAGUGUUAUUAUGGUGGAGAGAGUUAUGACAUUGAUAGAGACAUUAGAGUUCCUAACCCUUGCAAUCGAUGUCGAUGUCAUGGAUCGGUAACGGCAAAUAUGGAAGCGGAAAUAUCCUGCGCUCAUGUUGAAUGUCCUGAGAUAUUCAGUCCACCUGAUGCUGAUAUAAUCAAUCAGACAUGCUAUUAUUCAUUUAGACCUGGCCAGUGUUGUGGAGAAAAACGUUGUCCUCGAGACUUGUCGGAUCCAAAGCCUAUGGUUACUUGCUCCUAUGAGGGUAAGACUUACAUGGAGGGACAACAAAUUGAAUUACCAGAUUGUUACACAUGUUCUUGUACAUCCGAAUUCAAUCCAAUGAACGUUAAGAAUAAUCCAGCUUGUCACAAACAUACGUGCUACUUCAAUACCAAAAUGUUGGAUGACGGUUGUUUACCAGUUUACCUUCCAUCAGGUUGUUGUUACUCGCAAUUUCACUGUCCUUCACCAUCUCUUGAAAUGCGACGAGAACAUUGUAAACAAGCACAUUAUUAUGGAUACUGUGAACAAAAUGUAACCAGCUAUCAUUUUGAUACAGCAACCAAUCAAUGUCUUCCAUUCACUUAUUCUGGUUGUGGUGGUUCAAUUAAUACUUUUGAUACCCUGAAACAAUGUACAGAUUAUUGUACGGCUCCUGAUCCAAUUCGACCUGCACCAAUUCCGGGUAAAUGUUAUUUUGACGGAGUCAAUUAUGACAUUGGAAGCAAACUUGUCACAGAGGCAACUUUCAAUUGUACAUGCUCAUUACCACCAGAUUUUACUUGUGUAUUGAACUUUUAAAGAAAAGAAAAUUAACCAAACUCUAUAUUUCACAAUUUAUUUUCGACGUUCAAAUCAAGAUCACAAUCACUGAAAAAUAAAAUGAAA